Vicugna pacos (alpaca) is the source of this 4755-nucleotide messenger RNA. The record is from RefSeq and is a predicted model, not a curated record. NCBI's taxonomy places the organism in Eukaryota, Metazoa, Chordata, Mammalia, Artiodactyla, Camelidae.
AUGGGUGGUCACCUCACGAUUGUUUAUGAAUGUGUCCUGCUUCUCCAGACCUCCUGGCUGCUGUCCCUCCGAGGGGAGCUGGUGGCUUCUUUAGAAGAUGCCAGCCUGAUGGGAUUAUCAACACCAUGACUACCACGUGGACACCACCACCACACCCUCACCGUCCAAAGCCCAAAGUGAAACUUUGUCCAGAGGCAAGAUAUCACAAGUGCUGGCCACCCCGCGGGGCUCCGGCCUCCCUGGCUGGGGAGCGGCUACCAUGCCUACUCUUUAGGGGCCCUAUGUCCUCCAGUGUCAUCCCAGCCAGCGUUGAAGGUUUUAGUUCACAUCCCAAAGCAGAGACUGGGUCUGGUCAAAAGAGGUUCCCACUGGGAGGAAAGCCUGAGCCGAAAAGUCCUCUGAGUCCAGCAGUCCUGUACCUUCACAGUGACUGAAAACAGGAGCUUGGUGGUGGUCAGCGUCCCCGCGGCUGGGAUGCUCCGGGUCCAGCAAUGCCAGGAGCCCCAAGGAGCCCUGGGAACGCAGGCUUUUAGGGUGGUCCUGAGCCUGGAGUUUGCCGAGAUGGCUUCCCCCCUCUGGACAGUGGAGAGCUUCUUCCAGUGUGUGGGUGAGCGUCACCAGGAGGUUGUGCCAGCUGGCCCUGUGGUUCCUUCUCCCAUGACAAAGCUUCCUUUCCUGGGCCUGACAGGUCCCACAACCAACCGAGGAAGCAAUGGGGGUCAGGCACACUGGCUGGAACUGGCACAGGAACAGGAGUGCCAUGGAAGCCACGUGUGAUGUGGUCCCUGGCUUUAGAGUCAAACUGCCAGGGAGGGAGUGGGGGGGCACACCAACUUUCUAGCUAGCUGCAGGACCUCAGUACACGGCUUAACCUUACUGAGACUCUGCAAAAUGGGAAUAGCGGCACCCGUUGUGAGAACUGGAGACGGUGGGAGUUAAGAGCUUAGUGGAGUUCCCCACACGAGAUGAGCCACUUCCGUUUCGAUCGCCCAGCUCUCUGUGUGGGCUCUGGUUCCUCGGGUCACUUACCGGAUGGAGUAGACUCCUUGGCAAAGAGCACUACGCGAUGCCACUUAUUUCUUAACCUAAGACAAACCCUCUUCUAAACGCACUGUGUGUCUUCCACGCCAGGAUGCUGGGAUUUGCAUCUUGAAAGGGGUUUUGGUGAAAGGACCGCUACCAGACAACCUGGAAUUCACAAAACCACCAGGAGCAAAACCCACUGAAAUACAGCAUAAGGAAAUACACAUAAUUCACAAAUGAUGUCGAUCACUUUCAUCUUAGACUUCCUAACUAUCCUCAAUAGAAGACAGACGCGAAGGAGAUUUAAUUCAGAUGUUAAUAGCGCAAGAAUGCCCCGUUCCCAGGAUAUGAUGUUUCGGUGCUGCAUAAAAAUGUAAUUAUAUUCAGAACUAUAUUUAAAGAUUAAAAGGGGGACUGCCUACCAUCUAGCCCCAAAUUCUGAAUUAGAAACAAAGGAAAAGGCGGGGUGGAGAUGAGUUCUAACAGUCUGCUAAAUAUGGAAAUGUUUCCUGAAAGUUUUUACACAUUUCGGCUGUUUUUAUUUUACAAGUUUCCUGCGGCGAUGACGUUGAUUUUGGAAAGGGAGGGCCAGAACUUUAUUCAGCAAAUAUUUACUAGGUAUUUGCCGUGAGUGAGGCCCCGUGCGAGGCCCCAGAGGGAACAGAGGCCACCAGAUUUGGACCUCGCUUUCAAGUACUGUCCAUUCUCAAAGGGGAGAGAAGAAAUGUUCAGAGAGUUGUAAUGGAGUGCCGGUGGCCUUUGUCCUGGGCUUUGAAGAAUGGGUAGGUUCUCGAUAGAGACUUAGUAAAUAAAAUACAAAAAUAGCUGGGCAACAGCAAUAAGAACAUUUUAGGAAGGCUUUUUGGCCUCUCCAGAAAGAUUUACAGGGGGAAAGAAUGUUCUCGUCCUCGUUUUAUUAAUGUAAUAUCAGCAGCCAGAAUGAAUCUCUCCCCUUGCUGGUCCCCAGCACACCUUCCCUGCACCUCGUUUCUAGGUCUUUCUAUUCUUAUUACAGUUAUUAAUGCAUGUUCCUGUCUCUCCCUCCAGUCUGUGAAUUUUUUACCAUCAGGGGCCGUGUCCCGUUCAGCGUUUUACUCUUCAUGGGUCUGAUCGUAGUGCCUUGCCCUUGGUAAGCACUUAUGUCCAGAUGCUCGCUAGAGUGAAUUUUCACCAGAAAUUAAAUAAAAAGUUUUAGACAAAGAGCAUUUCUUUGUGGUAACAUGUGGCUAAUAUGUUGGAAUAUUAAGCUUGCCUAAGCAAUUGAUGAUUAUAGAUUUUUUUUUUAAUCUCCUUCCUCCCCACCCAAAAGCGGUUAGAACCUAUGGGAGAAAUCCUGAUUAUUUAAGAUCAGAGGUGUCAGGAGCCAUGGAGGCAAUGGAGUGUCCAGCCUAGAGAAGUGAAACCCAGAGGAGGGGUUUUAGCUACAGCUGUUUUACAUUUUAAAGCAGGAGUUACUGGUGAAAAUGCCCCUAGGGGUCAGGCAAGGGGUAUAACCAAUGAGGGUAAGAAAACCCACGGCCCAAGUGUAGGAUGAUGAAGGCUGCGAAGCUCAGUGUCGGAGACACAGACCCCUUUAAAGAGAGCAGCCUGACUUAGCUGGAGCUGAUUCCUGCCUUGUAGGGAGGCAGGCCAGUGUGGCCAAACCUUCUGACUUUCCAGAAGAAGCUGUUUAUAAAAUUUUGUCAGUUAAUUUAAAAAAUAUUUAAAACCCUCUGCGGGCCAAACCAAACAAUGUCUAAGGGCUAUAUUUGACCCGUGAGCCAGAAUUUGCAAGCUCUAACCCAGCGCCUCUCAGCUGGCGGUGGAUUUUGGCCUCCCGGGGGAAAUUUGGCGAUGUCUGGAAACAUCUUUGAUUGUCACAACGCGGGGAGAUGCUACUGGCAUGUGGCGGGUAGAGGCCAGGGGUGCCGCUGAGCAUCCGACUGCACAGGAGCCCUUUCCCACACACGACAAAGAGCGAUCUGGUCCAGGAUGUCAGCUGGGUUGAGGCAGAGUCUGGUUCUGUGUGGCUCCUGAGGCUGGGCUCAUGGAUUUGGCCUCAAAAUAGGGAAUGUCCUGCGGAUGAAAUCGGCUGGUGACAUCAAGCAGAGAGGCAGAGAGUUGGGGCUGGGUGCUCUUUAUAGAAAACCUGAAAUUCCGUGAUUCAGUUUCAAGAAAAGAUUUUGAUGCCCACAUCAUCUUGAAAAAGGACUCCAGGUCGAAGGUCUGUGAAAUUCAACAAGCGAAGGCAGUUUCUGACUCAGUGCUUGAACUUGACCUCUGAAGCCUCUGUUUCCCUGUCGGUAAAAAGGGGACCCAUGUGGCCCCUCCAGCAGGGAAUCGGGAGGAUUCUGUUUCCUUAGGAGAAGCACUGGUUUCUCUUUCCCUUCUGGGUGGCUCAGGAAGGGAGUUGUCUGCCUCAACUGCCACAUUGAGGCCCACUCCCUCCCCACUACCCCCAGGACCAGAGACCCCUCCAGCAAAAAUGCCAUUUGCUGCCUUUUCCCAGGUCCAUACUGCAGGAUCAGCUGCCUUCAGGGGCCUCCAGGAGGGGCUUUCUCAGAGCCUUGCCUGUCAGCCUUCACAUGGACUGACCGAUGGACGUCCCCGGCCCUGUCUUGCAUCCAUGGUUUCCCCUGAAUGGCCCACCCCCAUGAGGCAGUGGUGAACCCAGCCAGGCAUAAGGCCCCUCUCUUUCAGCAUCAUUCUUCCAAAGGGAGCUGCACUCUGACCUCUGGCCAUGUCUCCUCCUCCUCAAAUUCAGACCAUUCCCCAGAGAAGGCGGGGGACCCCUGAGAGCUCCCGCCUGAGGGCAGCCCCACUCCCGGCUGUCCUGCCUGGCUCACAGCCUCCCAGGGCCUUGGGGCCAGGCACAAGGAGGUGGUGGGGAGGGUCAGAGGCUGUGCACACCAACAGGAGGGAAAUUGAGGCACGUCUCAGAGGACCUUGUUGCCAGGGCCUGGGAGCCAGGCCUGGAGAAUCAGUCUGAGAUUGCUGCUGCCACAGGCCCUCCUCUGGGCUGCCAUCCUCGGAGCACCGAAGCCACAUCCUCUUAUUUCUGAUGCUUUUGCUCUCUCUCUGCUGCUCUCCUGCUGAGGAAGGGGCUUGGACCAUUCCUGCAAAUGGCUAAACAUGUGGAGGAAGCUGGGAAACUAUUGGCUCCCUUUCCCCCUUUCCCAGAGGAUCAGCGUGGCCCCUAGGCCUUCCCCGGGAAAGCAGUGCUACCUGGAUCUGCUGCCUUCAGCUGCAAUGACCUCAGAGUCCACAGUAGCCGUCCAGGCUUCCCCGCCCCAAGGCCUGGACCAUGCGUUUGUCCUCAGAUGUCUCCUUUUCAGCUGCCCCUCUGGGGGUCCAGCAGUCCAAAGUGUUCUCGGCCUCAAGGCCGUCUGUUACCCUGACAGUUUAGGCCUGAGCAGAGCCCUUCCCAGCCACCAGGAAGGCCCCUCCUGCUGGCAGGUUGUUACAGGGAAAUACAGCUGCCUAUGAGCCCACACGGGGGCCCCGACCAGGCCAGCAAGGAGGUCCAGCCACGGACUAGGCUCUGGGUGACUGGCUAGCUUGAGAGGUACUGGGUUCCCACUGUCCCCCUGGAGACUUGGGAAACGUCCUCUAGAAUGGAGGCAGCCGGGACGGGGCCAGACGGCACCUGGACCUGUCAUUCCGGAGUCAGGACAUGGAGGGGCCAAGACUCACCCUCCUGCUGGGGACAGAUGCCCCAGUCACUGCCCCAACCGUGAACACUUCCAAGGUGUG